This is a messenger RNA of Mycosarcoma maydis (corn smut), 4029 nucleotides long. RefSeq lists its product as uncharacterized. The record is from RefSeq and is a predicted model, not a curated record. Gene Ontology annotation, biological process: mitotic sister chromatid biorientation; mitotic spindle assembly checkpoint signaling; protein localization to kinetochore. The coding region runs from base 1 to 4029 and encodes 1342 amino acids. Lineage: Eukaryota; Fungi; Basidiomycota; Ustilaginomycetes; Ustilaginales. The transcript has a single exon.
AUGUCGCUUGCAGGUACCGGAUCAGGAGGCGUGCCUCUUGGAGGCUCAUCCAUGACCACAAAAUCAUCCGUCGCCGAUGCCACUAAGGAGAACAGCAGAUCUGCUCGCCAAUCCUCGAUCGCUGCCAAGGAUGACACUAUGAAGGCAGCAAAGGAACGCGUCACCUCCAAGAAGCGUGCUGCGUCCGUCGGGGGCAACGAGCUCGAUACUUUGCUAAAGGAGUCGAGCACAAAAGCAAAUGCCACUGUCGCAUCCACAAGCAGACGCAACGCACCAGCACCACGAAAGAGUGCCAUCCGUCAGGUUCCGCAAGUCUUCCUCAGUCCUACCGGUCUCGUACCGAGUCCUGAAUCCAGAAAGGGACUAUCAAUGCCUUCGCUUACGGAACAGAUUGCUCAGAUUGGAAAGUCCGAGCCUGUUGCCAAUGGAACUUCAAGCAGGACCUCGCUGCCCAGUAUCAAGGCUGCAGACCAUACUGUCGGUUCUCGCUCAGUCGCCAGCGUCAGCCAUGCUCGCGACUCUAUACAAGCAACCGCCUUUGCGUCCCUUACUGGUGCAGCAACCAGCGUUCUUUCCGCUCCAAGCGCUGCAGCACCCGCGCCGAGGAAUGCUGUCACUCAACUCAUUCGACCCAAGCGGAGAGUCACAUUCAGCUCAAGGCAAGAAAAAACCGAAUUCGCUCGCGAUGAACCCACCCUCCGUCUUGGCAGCUUGAGAAGGGAGCAAGUCUCUCCGCCAUCGACACCCGCCAGCUCUUCCAUCGCCAGUGCCGGCUUUGCUUCCUAUAUCCAGUCUCAGGGUGAUUCUAGCUCCGAGAGCGACAGCGAGAGUGAGUCGGAAUCCGAUUCUGAUAUGGACCUCGAUGCCUCCAACGAGUUGGCAGCUAGGUCGCUCGCCGCCUCCAUCGCAGCAUCUUUGCCUCACGAUGACUCGACUUUCGAUCCUUCCAUGGACUCGUCAAUCGACGACUCCACCGUCAACAUGGACUUGACCGGUACACAUGGCUCUGUCAACAAGCGUCCCAUCGCUGAUGAUUCGACUGGUCAGAUAUCUAUUAGCCUAAUUGUCGAAGGCGAAGAAUCAGUGCAAAUGGACAUCACCCAGGCCUUUGCUUCGGCACCCGCGCUCAAACGCAGACGAAGCAGCAACAGCGCUGCUGCAGACGAGUCCACUUCGACGGAUGCCUCGGAUAGCACGGAGCAGGGUGCAGAUGCCUCCGCCAUGGACUUGGACCAGACUACCACGAUGGAGUUUACCGGCGUCCACGCUUCCAACGGCGGCCAUGGCGAUUCCGAUGACUUUGACAGCGAUUCAAGUAACGGCAUGGAAAUGACCAAAGCCAUCACCACCAGGAUCGACGCGAAGAGGUACGGAGACGCGACGACCACCGUGAUCACCAACUUCCCCGAGGCGAGCAGUAGCGAUUCUGAAGCCGACGACACUAUCCAGCCAGAUGCUACAAUGCCGAUGGAAAUGACUCGCGCUGUUACAGGCUUGAUUCGUGAGAAGGACCAUGCAUCCAGCGACAUGGAUCUCGUCGACUCGAGCUCCAGCAGAGCGUUCGGCCCUGCUUCGUCCGACGACAUUUCCGAAGCAAUGGACAUGACUAUGCCCAUCAACUCCAAUUCUUCGCCCUCCAAACUCAAUCGUACUCCCUCAAGGACGGCCAUCAAACUUGGCACUGGUGCGCCAAGCCCAUUCCAGCCAACGCCAAGCAAGUCGCCAAGCCGAUUCCGCCAAUCUUUGCGCGGGGGUUUGGCUGCUCUCGAGGCGGGCACCCACUCGCCCGCACAGCGUGUCGGAGGCACUUUGCCGCCCAAAGGACACAUUCCUCGUGCUAGCGCGCCCACCGACGCGAGCUCGUUCAAACAAUCCAUCAUUGGCGGCAUCGCCUCCUCUUCCUACCAGCACUCCCCAGCGAGACGAGUACAAAAACAAGAACCAGCGGACCCGAGGCCUGCUGCUCCGCUCACAGCCGAAAAUCUGGCCGAAGCGGGUCGUUUGGCCUCGGGACGCGCAGCUAGCGCGUCGCCCUCUUCCCAGAACAAAAUCUCAGCGGCAACCAUCCUGGCUGGUCAGCGCAAGUCUUUGAGUAGCGUUGGGUUCAACUGGCCUUCUGGGCCUGUAGCAUCGACAGCACGCUUCUCGCCCGCGAAAGGGACGAGUCCAAAGCGCCGUGCUGGACGCUCGUCGCUCGUUGCUGCAGUCUUACCUAACCUAUCUCCAGCAGUAACAAACGAAGACUCGUUUCAUUCUGCGGUCGAGCCUAGUAACGCGAGCACAAAGAGAAGUGUCAACGAGCCACAAGACACCUCUAUUGUGCAGUCUGCAGCGUCCGACGCCAGCAUUGGCGUCGACAGCUUCGACGAUUACAGCAACGAUGAGCGCAACCAGGUGCCAGUCCAGAUGCCGCUCAACGACUUUCUUCGGUUUGUCGGCGUUCAUUUCAACGAUGACAUGAGUGCAUCGCGCCGCAAGCCAAUCCCGCCAGCCAAAGAAGAUCAAGCUACUGGGGAUGGUACUGCAGUAUCGGCACAAGGGCCCGUCUCGAUGAUGCGUCUGGUCAGAGCAGCUUGCGGAUCCGUUCCGCAGCUCGAGGCUCUGCGAGAAGCCUGCCGAGAGAUCAAGGAGCAGGUGGAUGACGGACGAGAAAAGAUGGUCGAAAUGGAACAGGCUUUCUACGAUUCGCCGCCAGAGUUUGUCCGCGAAAUUAUGGGCUUGCAGAACGAAGAGGAGAGGCGAGACAUGGAGGCACAAUUCAAGCUGCAGAAGCAGGCCGCUCGUGCUCUUGUCAGCGCCGACUACUACGGCUGGCGACUCGACAAGGAAUUUGACCAGGAGAUGAUUCAGACGCUUCAAGCAUACCACGGUCGAUUGCAAUGCGAUCUGCACAUUGUUAACACCAAGAAGGAGCAGCUCCAGCAAGAGAUCCUGCCCGUGCUACGAGUUAAACACGCCAAGCUCAAAGCUGAUCUUGCCUUGGCCAAGCAGCGUCAAGCCGAGAUCGAUACGUGCGAUGCCGACGAGCUCAAGGGACUGUACUCGAGUAUCGAAGAGCAGCACGAGGUGCUCGAAUCAAUGCGUGCCAAAUUGAUGGACGUCGAAGAGCAGCAUGAGCGUCUGCUUGUUCGGCUCGAGGAGAAUCGCGAAAAGAUGGCUGCAGCUCAGGAGAUGGUCGAUAAGGCGCAUGCUACCGUCGACCAGAUUCAAGGCUACACACGUGGCGAAGCAGGUCGUUUGCUGCGCGAGAUUCGCAACCUCGAGAAGCUGCAUCUUGUUCGUAUUCUGGACAAUGGUUUCGACCCGACGCUCGACGAGGUGGAGAAGGGAGCCGAAAAUGUUGGCCAGGGCGGUAGUCGCGAUGUAGUGCUGAUGCUCGACAGCUGGUUGCAAGUUUCUAUGUCGCUGUUGGCUAGCAGCACCGCUCACCAACUUCCGACCAACAGCAAGGUUUCUCGAAUCCAACUCAAGCAAAAGGGCACGAAAGCCAGCGACGAAGACACCAACCUGGUGCGCAAGCUAUCAGUUCAAAUCCUUCAAAGUGAUUUCGACGUCGAAUUCGCCGACAACGUACCACAAGAUGCACUUGUCAUCCUGCGCCGCAUCUCGCAGACACUGAUCCGCCAACGCAUCCUGUUGGCCGAGAUCGAGCACCUUCGCUGCCGAUUCCCCGUCCAACUCGUAGACGACAGUUCAAAGUUCCCUCCGACCAUCCUCAACGAUACACCGGAUGCAUCGACCAGCUCCUCAGCAUCAGCCGAGCGUGUUGACAACGAGGUGGCCUUGCAGGCUUCGGUGCUGCUGCCCAAGAAAAGGAGCAAGAUUGUCAUUACAGCCACCUCUGACCUCAAAGGUGCAGGCGAAAGCCGAUCCAUCUUGCUGGUUGAUAGUGUGCGUGUCGAGAGGGUGUACGGCAGCGUCGAUGCCGAGGCCAUGUCGUUGCAGAUUCUCGACUGCAUCGAGACUGACCCGACCAUCGGCUCGUUGAGCAAGGCUUUUAUCGAGACGAUCGAGACUUUCGACAGCUGA